GGGUCUCUUGAAGUCAAGAGACCCGCACAUCAAAUCAAAGUUGAGAUGUCGCCGACCCUGAAGACAACAGUCCCUUACUUCCAGUCAACCACCACCCAGCAAUCUGGCCGAUUCAGCUCUCAUAGUUCUUCCGUGACGGUGGCUAUGAGGCAACGGCGUCAAGUGAUAGCGUCAUAAGAAGGAGGACAUGAACGCUUCGUUUGCCGUAUUGUCUUCAAAUCAGCGAGGUGCUAGUCAUAUCUGACGUGAGCUUCUACGAGAUAUAUACAGGGCAAAGCAUACCCUAAUACUUUCAAAACCCAUGCGAAUUUGUCGCUUCCUCUGUCUGUUUCUUUCAAUAUGAGUGAGAUACGUCUGGUCUACUUCAUGUAUCACCACUACCAACAUUGUUUUCUAUCGAAGAAACCACUCAUAUCUCCCCCUGCGACCGAAUCUUUCACACUCUUUCCUCUCCUGCCGCAAGAGCUCCGGCUUCAGAUUUGGGACGCUGUGGCGGAAGAGCCGAACACCGUCGAACUCAGCUGCACACCGACUGCCUCUUACCUCCCUGAUGGUCGCUGGUUCUCACAUACCAAACCUCCCAUCAUUUUCCGAAUCUGCUCCGAAUCACGUGCAGUUGCCAUGGCUCAUUACGAGGUGUUGACAUUCUCACCGGACGUGGUUGGAAUUCCCUGCAAGACGGAGCUGUACAUCAAUUUCGCUGUUGACACGUUGUGGGUUUGCUCUGACAUGCAUAUCAAAUGGGCAAGGAUGUUAUUAUCGAAGAACGACCAGUUGAAGGAGAAGUUGAAGUUCUUGGCUGUCAACGAGAAACUGUGGAAGGAUCUCAACCAGACCGAUCUCACUCCUGGCCAUAGUGGAGGAGUUCUACCGUGGCUGCCACCGACCACAGCAGUUGCGUGUGAAUUGAAGGCUUUGGAGGAUGUGAAAUUCCACAGUUGAAUGUUGCAUUGGAGUCGACGGCAGGGUAGAUCAACUCAAAGAAGAACGUUUCAUUUUCGGUUCUGGUUACUCCUAUGGUAUUGAAGGCACUGGCUCCCCAAGGCCUUGGGCGGUCAUUGUACGAGUUCCUAGUUAUUGUCUGGAAUGGAGUUGGGGGUUGAAGGCAUUAUGUAGAUGGAUUGCAAAAGCAAGGGCUCGAUUAUUUCACAUAAAUUGACCAUGAUUAGAUUCAGACGGCCACGAGUCCGCAUAGCACAAACGAGUGUCCACGCUUAAUCGAGUACUUUUAACAUUUCAACCUCAUAUCUUGCUUCGUCUGAAAAAAAAAAUUUAGGAGGAAAAGCAGGGCAGAGCGUGAACGAGCAAGGCCCAUUGGUCUGGAAUCGAUAAUGACACGUAGUUUAUUUAGGUAUGUAGUACUUGUAUUGAUGCAUAGCAGUCGAAGGUC
Hyaloscypha bicolor E is the source of this 1390-nucleotide messenger RNA. RefSeq lists its product as uncharacterized. The record is from RefSeq and is a predicted model, not a curated record. Bases 340 to 942 code for a protein of 200 amino acids. The transcript has a single exon. Lineage: Eukaryota; Fungi; Ascomycota; Leotiomycetes; Helotiales; Hyaloscyphaceae.